Perkinsus marinus ATCC 50983 is the source of this 864-nucleotide messenger RNA. RefSeq names its product replication factor C subunit, putative. The transcript is spliced from 9 exons. Gene Ontology annotation, biological process: DNA-templated DNA replication; DNA repair. Gene Ontology annotation, molecular function: DNA clamp loader activity. Lineage: Eukaryota; Perkinsozoa; Perkinsida; Perkinsidae. Gene Ontology annotation, cellular component: DNA replication factor C complex; nucleus. The coding region runs from base 1 to 864 and encodes 287 amino acids. The record is from RefSeq and is a predicted model, not a curated record.
AUGGCGUUCCUCAUCGACAGCGAGCGGCCAACAACUCUCGACGAACUCACUUAUCACGAUAGCAUUACACAACAGUUGCGUGGACUGGCACGUCGUCCUGACUUACCACAUCUGCUAUUCUAUGGUCCGACUGGAGGGGGAAAGAUGACCAGAAUACAGUGUUUGUUGAGGGAGAUAUUUGGACCGGCUGUCACGAAGGUUAAGCAUGAGUUUAGAACAAUCAAAGAUGCCUCAUCAUCCCGGCCGAUGUUGGACGUCCAGGUCCUAUACAGUAACUACCAUCUGGAGGUUACGCCCACUGAGGCUGGUACUAGGGAUGUAGUUGUCAUACAACAUCUGAUCAAGGAGAUGGCACAAGCACCUCCUUUGGGAGGAGACGUGCCAUUCAGGGUGGUUGUCGUCAACGAUGCGCACAACUUGAGUCGAUCAGCUCAGGCUGGUCUGAGGCGAACUAUGGAGAAAUACGUUGGUGUGCUGAAGAUAUUUUUCCAUGCCGACUCUUUGGCGUCGUUGAUACCUCCUUUGCGGAGUCGGUGUAUGAGUAUCAGAGUGCCCCGUCCUACCACAGAAGUGGUUAAGAUCGAGCUGGAGAGGGUAAAGGCUAAGAUGGGUGUGGAAAUGAAUCCACAUCUAGCCACUAUUAUUGCUACGGAAUCUAGAGGAGAUUUACGUUACGGCCUUAUGCAGCUAGAUGCUAUCAGUGCCCAGAAUGGUGGUAGCCAUGCAUUACGGAAUGCUAAUACGCCUCUGGCUAGGCUUCCAUGGAAGGUCGUAUUAGAGGACAUUGUGAAGGAUAUCUUGACUGAACAGACUCCAAAGCAGUUGAAGGUGGGUGCCCAUUCUAUGGUAUGUAGGCUGGGAUGA